Messenger RNA from Ectocarpus sp. CCAP 1310/34, 2509 nucleotides. The record is from the annotation of a GenBank genome assembly. Lineage: Eukaryota; Phaeophyceae; Ectocarpales; Ectocarpaceae.
AUGUUAGAUGCGGCCAGAGAAGGUGGGGGUGUGGUGACACAAGACCAGAUGCUGGAAAUGGUGGCGUCCAUAGGAGCGGCCACGCCGUACAGCAUGGUGAACACGACGGGAGGUGAGGAAGAGAGCGUGCGCAAUACAAACGAGUUGUUGUUCAUCGACUUUGUGGCGGGCGGCAGGUCCAGGGAAAUGGGUCAAGGAGCAUUGUGCCGAUGGAUUCGCAGACGACCCGUUUUACGAAGCCGACGUUCAUGGCGUGGAUCUCCCCGUGUCAAUCCACCAAGGGGUGCGCCCGGAAUAUCUCGAGAAGGGAACUGCGGGGUUCAUCGACUACGUCAAGAAGCAGCUGUUGUCGAAGCCCGGCUGCAGUCGACGGAGCUACUCGUGGUGUGCUACGACCGACAGGAACUGGUGCCCGUGAUCAAAGGACACGAGCAGCUCGGGAGAACCGAGAAACUUGGUGAGUGCUCUAGGACCUUCGACCCGAAGUCAACAGACCCGGUUCCGUCGUUGCAGUACGGGCCAUGGCUUCGAGCCGAUGGUAUGGCGGCGCGGGACGGAAUCGCCACCCACCUCGCCACGCGCGUGCUAGCUGAUGAUGUCUGGACCGGCGACACCAAACCGAACGGAAUCGCCGCAUUCUACGGCGUUGGAGGUGAGCCUGAUCUGAGUGUUGAUCAUCCACCUGGUGUACAUGCCGAGGGCAUAGGUCUCGAGGUGGGGAGGGAAGGUGCCGGGAAGGCGCUUUCCGAAACCGAACCACUCCUUCACUUUCGAGACGGAACCAACACGAUCGAGGGUGUCGAGCGACAGCGUGGGCCAGACAUCGGCGAGGCGGAGCUCUCCGUGAUACACUUCAUCGUUUGGGCGAAGAAGUACUGGGGGGAAAGCUUCGACAAGUGGAUCGUUUCAUCGGUAGACACGGACCUAUGGAUGAUCAUUCUACUGGCGAUGACCACUGGUUGGCUCACGCCCCGUGGCGAGAGGGCGGUUGAUGUGACCGUCCAGAGGGUCGUGGGUGGCGAGACCAAGUUCCUGUGGAUGAACAGGGUGUUCGCCAGCAUCUGCGAACUCCAGGACGGAAGCGAGUCCGCGUGGCCGCCAUUGACCUUCGGGGGCUGGAUUCCCACGCACGACGACAAGGUCCGUCUGUUCGUGCUAACCUUCCUGGAGUCGGGCUGUGACUACCUCCGGGCAAUUUCCGGGCUGCCGUUCGACAAGAUGUGGGUACUCGUCCUUAAGAGUGUGCGGACGGAAGGUUUGUUUGACAAGCCGCUGUUCUUCGAAGAGCAGGACGGCACGUGGGCCGUGGAUGUCGACGAAUGCGCGAAGCUUUUGGCGACCUUGUUCUUCUACAAGGAUGAAGCGGCGUUUGGCACUGCUCAUUUAACUCCAGCCCAGGUGGUCCAAAGCGUCGAUGGCGACGUCGAGGCCUACGUGGGCGUGAUCCGCUACGCCAUCCUCCAACUCCCCAAGAAGAAGAUGACCGCCACCUGUCCGUCAUACUAUUCCUUGCGCAAGCAGGCCGAACGGGGUAAGGCCAGCUUCCGUUUGCCNGAGGCCUAUGUGGGCGUGAUCCGCUACGCCAUCCUCCAUCUCCCCAAGAAGAAGACGGCCGUCACCUGUCCGUCAUACUAUUCCUUGCGCAAGCAGGCCGAACGGGGUAAUGCCAUCUUCCGCAACGAUAUUUCCUCCGGCGAGGCCGCGGAAUCGAAGAACGCGGAAGAACUGGAGGACCCCGAGACGGACGAGAACGGCGACGGUUCGGUCGGUGCGCUCGACGAUUUGAUCAAGUUGGAUUCGGACGAAUCUGGGUCCAGCGAUGGGGAAUCUGACAGGUUGAGCGGGAAGAGCGACGACCUUGGCUGGAGUGACGGAGACACAGAUGAUGGUGUUGCGGAUCUCGUCACCGACGCCUGGAACUGAGAUCUGGCAACUUCUUCAGGUAGGUGCAUGCAACGUUUCUUGAGAGACCUGGCUUGGGAUUGGGGGUGUCGUGCCGGGCAUUCUUCCACGUCAGAUCUCCACAUCGUAGGGAAAGAUCUCUGUGGCGCGUGCUUCACUUCCGUUGGAUGCAGCCAUCCGUCAAAUACGACGACCCUGGGAUGCAAGAUAUCAGGCGGNUAGGUGCAUGCAACGUUCCUUGAGAGACCUGGCUUGGGAUUGGGGGUGUCGUGCCGGGCAUUCUUCCACGUCAGAUCUCCACAUCGUAGGGAAAGAUCUCUGUGGCGCGUGCUUCACUUCCGUUGGAUGCAGCCAUCCGUCAAAUACGACGACCCUGGGAUGCAAGAUAUCAGGCGGACUAACAGAAGCCUGACGCUGACCAGCCGGCUAGAGCGCGCGUUUUCUCCCCUAUAUUUUCCUACCCAGUUGCGCAGGGAAGUGGACGGGGGAGAUUCUUUUCCCUUCGGCCGCGCUGGGUGUCCGAUGUUUUUUGGCAUGGUACUUUGUUAGUCGCAAACUGCCUGAAAGGUAAGGGGAUGCUGUGUGCGUUCCGGGCCUGUGUCGUACU